Molecule: messenger RNA, 6597 nt
Organism: Guillardia theta CCMP2712
Lineage: Eukaryota; Cryptophyceae; Pyrenomonadales; Geminigeraceae
Exons: 10
Coding region: 1-6597 (2198 amino acids)
Source: RefSeq, a predicted model, not a curated record
AUGGCGAGCGUGUUGUUGUUCCUUGCCGUCACGGCUGGGACAGUUCUCACAUGUUGCAACGCGCUUGUCUGCUCGAACUUGACGUUGAUCUCCUCGCAAGACCAGAGGGUUGUGGUUCAGUUCCAGAAGACCUCGGAGGAGGUUUUCAUCCUCCAGACUCUACCAGAGAUGGGGGACUUAUACGAGCAAGUGUACAUGCAGAGUAAGGGUUUGCUACAAGGCACCAAGGUUGCUUCCGUGCCUUACACAGUGAAUGCGUAUAACGCCCUCUACUACCGCCCAUACCCGAAGCAGGCUUCUGCGGAUGGGCCGCUAUCAACCUUCUACUACAGGUCCUUUAUUCUUCCUUCAAGCGGGCCUGCUCAAGUUUCAGACCCUUGCUGGGUGAAGGUAGUGGUCCAGGCAAGCAACAACUUGCCCUUCAGCGGUGGCGCCGGCCAAUGUCUGAAGUUUGACGGCGCCGACGACCAUGUUUAUACUCCGAUACAAGACUUCCCUGAGUCAGCCAUAACAGUGAGCAUGUGGAUCAAGACGCUGGGAGCCCGCAAGGAGGGGGAGGUGCCGCUCUCUUUCAUAUCCUUCGCGGGCAUUGAGUUUGAGAUCCGCGAUCUGAAUGAUGUGCGGGUUGUGCGCGGGAACAACGUGACGCAGGGAGCAGGCUUCAGCGUGAAUGACGGUAAAUGGCAUCAGCUCGGGGUCACGUGGAACAUCAGCGGGACUGUCCAGCUGUUCAUCGAUGGCAGGUUAGUACACAGGACGACGUUGCCAGUUGGCCCUCCAAUCGCCUUUUCUGGCGACCUCAUCCUUGGACAGAGCGGGUCGGUGAACUACACAAGCGCCAGGCAGCUCUGGAGGGCAAGCGCACAGUCCGCGUCCACCUUCUCCGCCUACUCGAGCAGCUAUGAGCAACUGCUCAUCGUCAACAGGAUGGAAGCGCUCGAGGAGAUCGUGACGUCCUCCGGCGAAUACCGGCAGCGACAACCGACGUUCCUCCAAGGAAUCCCCAAGGGAUGCAGCUGCAGAGGAGGCGCGUUCGAUCACACGAGAUCCUUCGAGGGACUGAUGGACGAACUCAGAAUCUAUAAGUCUGUGCGGUCAGAGAUCGAGAUGCAGCUUGACUCACACACGGUGCUGUCCUACCCCUCGAUCCUUUCAGUGAGCAACCUCAGCCUCUGGCUCUACUACACCAUGGACGACGUCGACCGCUGGUCUUCUCAGGUGCCGAACGACUUCAAUCGCAUCAUGACUAGUGCGCUCCUUGGGGGCGGCUCGCAGGCUGCCUCUCCCAUGCGAAUCCCCAGCGACGCUCCCCUGGUGGGAGCCAAGGUGGAGGACGUGGUUGUCCCUCUGGGGUCCUGGCAGCUCAUUGACCUGAAGAUGAUGGACUUCGAGACAAACAAGAGCAAGCUCUAUGCUCGAGUUGAGACCCUCCCUACCCUUGGCAACCUCUGGCAGAGUGACGACUCUGAGAACCCCUCCACCAUCAUCGACAGGGGGGAUGGCAGGACGAAGCCGCUCAUCCUCAGCCCAAAGAUGCAAGUGUGGUACGAGCCAGUGGACCUCGGGCAGCCCAACGUGAUGCGAUGGAACGACCAGGGAGAGCUCGUGAAGAUCGACACAAGAGCAGACACCUUCAUGAUCCGCAUCUCCGACGUUCAGUUCAUCCCUGAAGCUAUGAUCGACCCCGACAACCCUCCUCCUUGGAUCACUACACAGUAUGUUGUCCGCCCUAUGACACUCCCCAUCCCGGUCAACCAGAGCAUCUCCAUCCAGCAGGGCAUCGUUGCUCCCGUUCAGCUCUCCUGGAUCGACUACGAACGAAAGGACCUGGACUUCCUCUUCCUCUCCAUGCUCGAGUUCCCGAGCUACUUCCUCACCUGGGGCGCUUGUACGGAUCCUCUUGCGUGCUGCUCUUCCAACUGUGCCGCGACGAAUCUCUGCAUCAACUGCACCGACACCUGCAGGAGGCAGGAGCUCGAGGACGCUCUCAAGUACUCGUCCUCAGCGAACUGUUCUCUUGGCUCUGUUUCCACAAUACCCUCCCGCCUUGCCACGGCCAUCGGAGACACAGGCACCACCUGCGCGUCCCUUCCACUCAACUCGGAUGUGUUCUACUCCCUCCCCGGCCCGCCGGUCUGCUCCUUCAAGGGACCUCCACUCUCAGACGGACUGCAGGACGAGCUCUUCCUUGUCAAAGUCCAGUCGCAGGCCGCGUUCGUCCCCUUCACCUCCAACUUCUCCUUCAAGAUCGAGAGGCCGGGGAGGGCCAAGAGCUCCGACCAUUUCAACGUCUCUUCAUUCUCCCGCAGCGCCUUCGUCUCUGUGCAAGGGACCCCGAUCAAUCGAGCUCCCUUCCCGUCACAGCUGGGGAUGGAGCCGGGAGGCGGCGAGGACAGGACGAUGACCAUCUCUUACAGCUCCAGCGACCCCGACGGGGACGCGCUCUUCUUCCGCAUCAGCGCAUUUCCUCGUGGAGGGAAGGUUUUCAACCCCUCCAAGAGGAACAGCUCGAGGAUGGGAGGCCUGGUAGAGGAAGUGGCGGGGCUCGAGCGGUCGAUUCCCCUCACUCAGACCUACAUGCUAGGAACAGCAGCUGUUCCUCAAGGAGCAAGGGUGAUCAGGAGGAGGAACCGAGAUCCAACUCUGUCGUUGGAGGAGCAAUGCGGGACAUCAGGAGUGGAAGGGCUGGAGAUCAGGUUGCAGAGGGUCACCUACGUCUCUGAGCUCGAGCUUCAUGCUCUGCUUCCGCUCUCCUCUCCCAUCAGGCUCUUUGUGAGGAGCGAGGACGUGGACUGGGACGUCAUCCACGACCUUCGGCAUAAGGAUCGCACCUCUGUGCUGUACAGCAGAGGCUCCUCCUCGCCCCCUACUCGCUUCGACCUCACUGCUUCCCACGAGAGGCAGAGAGAGAUGGAGGAGACGUGGAGUGUCGUGCCCAACAGCAGCGAGUGGGUGCAAGUCUGGGUGGGGGUGGCAGAGGAGGUCAUGCAGCUUCCCGAAGUGUUCCGCAUCCUCCUCCCUCCACUCGAGCUGCCGGCUACCUCCCUGCGGCUCGUAACGUGCGGCGCGUGGUCGCUCAGUGCUGUCGGAGAGGUUCCAUCCUACCUCAGGGCCUCAUCGCAAGUCUUCGUCAGUGGCUUCCAUGGCAGCAUUCCGCAGCAGCUACGGGGAGGGAAGGUCUUUUAUGUACCGGAGGAGAACUUUCAGGGAGGGGAAGGCCUGUCGAUCAUUGUGUCUGACGGGCAGCUCGAUGCUGAGUCCUCCUCCUCCUCCUCCUUUCCAAUCCCACCUUACGUACGCCAGGUGAAGCUGCCAGACCUUGUGGUGGAUGUGGAGGAAGGAGGGAGGGUCUCUGUGGACCUUCGGGGACUGGCAGCACAGCUCAACAGUUCUUCUCUCCUCCUCCUCCAGAGCACCAGGGUUGGAGUCCUGACGGGCUCGGCUGGUGACCAGUUGACAGCCAACACACUUCUCCUUGAUCCCCAGCUCUUUUUUUUCUCCUCCUACGGCCUUGCCGCUGGCCCCAACGUCGACAGCUUCCGCUAUCGCUUCACCGACACGCAGCAAGAUCGCUUCCUCGACGGCCUCGUCCUCUUCAACGUCUUCUGCCAACCGGGCAGGAUGAUUCCCCUCGGAGGCAGCGUCUGCCGGGACUGUGAGAGAGGAACGUACCAGGUAGGAAGUGGCUUGCAAGCUGUAUGCGUUUCCUGCCCGCAAGGCACGUUUCAACCCUCAGCCAAGAGUGCAUCCUGCGCCCCCUGCCCUCCAGGAAUGUUCUCCUCUCGCCUCUCCUCCUCCUCCUGCUCUCCCUGCCCUCCUGGCACUUUCUCCGAUCAACCGGGAGCCUGGAGGUGUAAGGAGUGCGGGUAUGGGAGGAUGAUGCCAGUAGAUCGCGCGACGUCCUGCUUCUCUUGUGGGUCAGUCUCCUUUAACCAGGCACAGGGCAGAACCUCCUGCUCUUCCUGCCCCGUCAGGACCAAGACGAUGAGUCUCACCGCUGCAAAUGCAACUGAUUGUCAGUGUACCAUUGGAUCUUUCAACGUCGGAGGGUGUACAGGUCAGCCUUGCCUUCCCUGUCCUCGCGGGAUGUUCUGUGGAGGAGGAAGGAACGCUCCGCUAAGUCGCGCAGGCUUCUGGUCAGACACCAAGUUGUGGAUCAACGGAACAGCAGCAGACAUCACCGAGUGCAACUACAGGGCCUUGAGAGACAACUGCGCCGGUCUGGAACGAUACGCUGACUCAGACUUGGGCUACCGAACGUUGCCAGGGCUGAUGCAGGGAGGAGACUGCAGACUCGCUUCGAGGAACUACUCGCACGUGAUGAUGGACAACUCGCAGUGCAAGGAAGGAUACCAGGGAAGGUUCUGUACAGCCUGCGCCGAUGGAGCUUUUAGAAGUUUCGAUGAGAGCUGUGAAAUAUGCACGGGAGAGCCAGCGGCUCUCUUCUUCUUCGCCGUCAUUUUUGUCUUCACUGUCUUUGCUCAGCUUGUCAAACUUUUCAUCAAGAGACGAACUGAGCAUCUCCUGGUACUCGAAUGGGGACAGUGUUUCAACAUGCUCACCUACUUCGCUUGGCCGAUGCCUGCCGUCACCAAGUUCCUGGCGAGCUCGCUCUCCCUCUUCAAUCUCAACUUCAACUUCCUUCCGUGGGCAUGUUACGGCUUGCAGCUGUCCUCUGUCGCACAGAGGUGCUUGCUUGCUCCGCUGCCUCCUAUGCUCGUUACUCUCCUCCUCUUCUCCUUUGAGAUCCAACGUCGGUGGGUACUGCGCAAGCUGCAGCAGGGAGCAGAGCUGGAGGGCAUCUGGCCGAUCUCCUGGCACUCGAUCAUGCUCAUCAGCGCGUCCCGUGACGCGCGGGCCACGUACAAGGAAGGAGAGGAAGUGGAGGAGACAGCGAACGAAGGCGGAGCCCUUGGGAGCGAGAAGCCAGCAGGAUCGAAGGAACACGACAAGACAGGGACAGGGGGGCAGCGGAAGGACUUGAACGUCACAUACACCAAGUGGAGGAGCUCAGUCAGCGGGCAGCACCUCCGGCUUGGGCUCGUUCUCUACGACAUGCUGCUCGUCGUCUCGCUCGCCAACAGCCUGCAGCUCUUCAGGUGCCGAAAGCUCACGGACCAGCGCUCGAGCCUGGAGGCCAUCCCCGACGUGCAAUGUUGGACGCCGCAGCACGUAGGCCUGCUCGCCAUCGGCUCGCUCACAGCCCUGUGCCAUGCCGUCCUCUUCCCAUCCUUCAUCAUGCGCUCUCUCAGUUACUCCUUUCUCGAAGCUGAGCUCCAGGAUCCAGACGUCUUGCUGCGGUUCUCCGAUUUCUAUCUCGCGUAUGAGGACAAGUACUGGUGGUGGUACUUCACUGUCCUCCUCCGCCGCAUCGGCUACGUCUCGGCAGCGGUCUUUCUGACUAGCUACGGAUAUCUGCAGGUCACGGUCGCCCUCGUGAUCAGCGCAAUCUCCAUGUUUGCAUCCAACUAUUUCCGUCCCUUCAAGGACAACAGAUACAACAUCCUGGAGUCGUGCCUCCAUGCCGUCACCGCUCUCUGCAUUCUGACUUCUUCAGCGACUUCAAUGCAGAUGUCAACAGCUCGAUCAGUCGAUCACUCCCAACAAGGCCCCGUUCUCCUCGUCGUAGCGAGCUUGUCCUCUGCUGCCUUCAUAGCAGUGUCGUUUUCUCACAACAAUCAGCUGUUUGUCCUCCCUCAGGAGGUUUACUCACUCUCUAACAAGAUCAAGGAACUUGCGAUGAAACGGCUUGACCCCAGGUUUGCAGCUUCCCGCCUCUCGAUCCAACUGACUGCCUUCGGAAGAUUCAUCGCUGUCGUCAUCGUCAUGGUGCGAUGGAUUUCGAGACUGAGGCAGCGCGUGCAAGCCUCGGCUCUCUUCACGUACCAUGAGUUCCCUUUUGAAUCUGGCCACGUCGUCAUGGGCGAAGAAAUGCCGAGGGAGCGACGGGAAGCACUGGGAGCUGAAAACGGUGAGCAGCAGAUCAAAGGAGAGAAGGGGUUGAUGGGGGAUCAGCCUCAAUCACAGCCCCUUGAACACGAAUCGAGCAUCCCAACUGAGCAAGACCUCAAGCUCUUCAAGCCGAUUCGAUCGGCCUGGGAGACUGACGGCGAGCAGAAGUCUUCCUUCCAAGCACUCCGAGCAGAGGAGAAGGAUUUGCUCGCAGACAUCCUUCACCAUCGUGGCCUCCACAGUCUCCAUCCUCACGCGCAUCUGCUCGAGCGACGAGUGAAUGUCAAACUGAAGCAGCAGGUCGCGUCCUUGAACGACUCCUUCCACGACCUGUUUGCUCAGGCCUAUGACGCGUCUGGGAGGGUUGAGGUCACGCUGAACUAUCUCAACUCGCUCAAGAUGAAGAUCCUCAAUGCUCAAGUUGACAUCCGAGCUGAGCGGCAGAAGAACGAGUACAUGCGGCGUCGACUGGCGGUCGAGGACGAGUUGAUCCCCAAUGAGCCCAUACUUGCCAUGGAGCAAGAGAAUCUUGCGAUGAGAGCUGCGGCCAUGACAGCUGAAAAGGAGGCUUGCCAGAAAGAGAUUCAAAAGUUGGCAAAAGCCAUAGAGGAAGAGUUGGAAGAUUCAAGCUCGGACAGCGAUUGA